Penicillium expansum is the source of this 1431-nucleotide messenger RNA. Its product is annotated as Major facilitator superfamily domain, general substrate transporter. The record is from RefSeq and is a predicted model, not a curated record. Gene Ontology annotation, molecular function: transmembrane transporter activity. NCBI's taxonomy places the organism in Eukaryota, Fungi, Ascomycota, Eurotiomycetes, Eurotiales, Aspergillaceae. The coding region runs from base 1 to 1431 and encodes 476 amino acids. The transcript has 4 exons. Gene Ontology annotation, biological process: transmembrane transport.
AUGGCGACUACAGCGAUAGAGGUCCGUCUCCUCGAGCGCGAAGCGUUCACCAUCUUGCCCGACCUACAGCAACACCAACGGCAGCAGCAAAACCAACCUGCCACGGAAACCUCGGCACAGACAAUUGAGCCUCUCAACAUCGAAUCUACCGUAGACAUAGAGCCAAUCUACCCAACAGGCACCAAAUUUUGGCUCACAAUCAUUGCACUAUGCAUCGUCCUUAUCCUCGGAGGCCUAGACGUCAACAUUGUCGCUACAGCCGUGCCGAGCAUCACUAACCACUUCCAUACUGUCGCCGACGUGGGAUGGUACUCAUCUGCAUUUCGACUUUGCACGUGCGCGUUUCAAUUCGGUUUCGCCAAGCUGUAUAAGCUCUUCUCAAUCAAAACCAUCUUCUUAAUAAGCAUCGUUAUAUACCUCAUAGGCUCUUUACUCUGUGCCACGGCUGCUUCAUCGAUCAUGUUCAUUGUAGGGCGAGCAGUGACAGGUCUAGGGUUCUCGGGUGAGAUGGCUGGGUGUUUUGCGGUCCUCGUGCACAUUCUACCGCUUAACAAGCGACCGGUGUUUGCGGGUUUGAUGGCGUGUGUGGAAUCGCUUGCCAUCAUUUCAGCGCCUAUAGUAGGCGGUGCAUUGACGCAGUCUUUGGGGUGGAGAUGGUGUUUCUGGAUCAACCUUCCUAUUGGCGGCUUAUCGCUGCUGGCUAUGUUUUUCCUCUUUUCAGACCCAAGAACCCGUCAAGAGGACGACAUGACACUAUCUCAGAAAAUCAAAGAGCUGGACCUCGUCAGUAACUGCUUGUUCAUCCCAUCCCUCACGGCCCUCUUCAUCGCGUUAUCUUGGGCGGGAACAAAGUAUCCUUGGUCAGAUGAGAAAGUAAUUGCAUUAUUCGUUGUAUUUGGUGUGCUACUUGCCGCUUUCGUCUUCAAUCAAUAUCGGCGCGGAGACUCGGCAGCACUCCCUUUCCGCAUUAUCAAAAGCCGAAGUGUUAUUGCGGGCUUCAUCUUCACCACUUGUACCAAUUCGAUGACGAACGUUUUGGAGUGGUACUUACCAACAUACUAUCAAGUCGUUCGAUCUCGGGUAAAACUUAGUGGCCAAUUCACCCCAAAUGUCAACCUUGGCAUCGGGGUCAUAUUGUUUGGGCAAAGUAUGGGACCGGCGGUGUUUAUCGCUAUUGCGCAGGUUAUAUUCACGAAUCAGUUGUCGUCAACUUUGGAAGACGUUGUCCCAGGGUUGAGUCCUAAGUUUGUUGAAGAGCAUGGACUGGGCGAUAUAAAGAAUGGGGUUCCUAUGGACCGGUGGGAUGAGGUCUUGGGUGGUAUCAAUGGGAGCUUGACUCAUACUUGGUACCUUCCUGUCGCGUUGGCUUGCAUGACGAUGGUGGGUAGUCUUUUGAUGGAAUGGCGCUCGGUUAAGCAGAAGCAGUCGUGA